This is a messenger RNA of Soboliphyme baturini, 333 nucleotides long. The record is from the annotation of a GenBank genome assembly. NCBI's taxonomy places the organism in Eukaryota, Metazoa, Nematoda, Enoplea, Dioctophymatida, Soboliphymatidae.
AUGAGUGAGUUCGGCUCCAGUGUCAGGUGUUUUGACUGGCAAACGCCUGAACGGUGUUUCAAGCGGCCAAAGAACCUGGUAAAAAAGUACAGCUUGAAGAAAAAGGACGAUGGCGAAAAAAGCAAUCCACCAUAUCCUCCAUUCACAUAUGAAGCAGCAUUUUCGCGUAUCCUGGACGAAAUCCUGCAUUUGGCAUGCCAGCACGAGACCGUAGCCGAGAGCUAUCAUGAUGAGAUCUGUCCCGACGUAUCGCGGGUAUCCAAGCAGUUGAAGGAAGAACGCAAAUCUGUAAGGAACCAUAUGUCCUUCACUGAUUGUCGUUUUCGCCUUUGA